AACAACAUCCAGGUUGUGUCUUUGUAUUCCUGUUUGGUUUAAGAGCUGUAUAGCUGGCUUUUUGUUUGGGAUAUUUUUAUCUUUGGUAAUUCCCACCGAUAUAAACUGUAUGAUAAGCGUUUCCGCUGGCCGAAGGCUUUGAAGAAAACACGAUUUUGAGGAAGUAAAGGAGGAGAGCUGGAGCCGGGGACGCCGGAUCUCUGAUGUGACCGUGUCCCCCCACCCACCCCCUGGCAGCCAUGAGUAACAGCCACCCCCUGCGGCCCCACACCUCCGUCUCGGAAAUCGAUCACGUGCACCUGCUCUCGGAACAGCUGGGUGCACUUGUGCCAGGCGAGGAAUACAGUGAUGUCACCUUCAUUGUGGAGGGCAAGCGCUUCCCAGCACACAGGGUUAUCCUGGCAGCCCGCUGCCACUUCUUCAGAGCUCUGCUGUAUGGUGGUAUGAAGGAGUCGCAGCCCCAGGCAGAGGUGCCCCUAGGGGAAACACGGGCAGAGGCCUUCUCCAUGCUGCUUCAAUACUUGUACACGGGCCGGGCCAGCCUCAGCUCAGCCCGUGAGGAAGUGCUUCUGGACUUUCUGGGCCUGGCACAUCGCUAUGGCCUGCAGCCGCUGGAAGACUCCAUCUCAGAGUUUCUGCGGACCGUGCUGCACACCCACAACGUGUGCCUGGUGUUCGAUGUGGCCAGUCUCUACUGCCUGAACAGCCUGAGCGCCGCCUGCUGUGCCUUCAUGGACCGGCACGCACCCGAGGUGCUGGCCUCUGAAGGCUUCCUCACACUGUCGAAGACGGCACUACUAACGGUGGUGAGAAGGGACUCGUUCGCUGCCAGCGAGAAGGAGAUCUUCCAGGCACUGUCCCGCUGGUGCCGGCACAACGGUGAUGCCGAGGCACAGGAGGUGAUGGCGGCGGUGCGUCUGCCCCUCAUGAGUUUGACAGAGAUGCUGAAUGUGGUGCGACCCUCUGGCCUCAUCAGUCCCGAUGACCUGCUGGACGCCAUCAAGAUGCGUUCCGAGAGCCGUGACAUGGACCUCAACUACCGCGGCAUGCUCAUCCCAGAAGAGAACAUAGCUACCAUGAAGCAUGGUGCCCAGGUGGUUAAAGGUGAGCUGAAGUCGGCGCUGCUGGACGGAGACACACAGAACUACGACCUGGACCACGGCUUCUCCCGGCACCCCAUUGAAGAGGAUGGGCGUGCUGGCAUCCAGGUCAAACUGGGCCAGCCCUCCAUCAUCAACCACAUCCGCAUUCUCCUGUGGGAUCGGGACAGUCGGUCAUAUUCCUACUACAUUGAGGUAUCCAUGGAUGAGCUUGACUGGGUCCGUGUGGUUGAUCAUUCCAAGUACCUGUGCCGCUCCUGGCAGAACCUCUACUUCUCUGCACGAGUUUGCAGGUACGUGCGCAUCGUGGGAACUCACAACACUGUUAAUAAAGUGUUUCAUCUGGUUGCCUUCGAAUGCAUGUUCACUCACCGGCCGUACACCCUGGAGAAAGGGCUCCUGGUGCCCACGGAGAAUGUGGCCACCAUCACGGCCUGUGCCAGUGUCAUUGAGGGUGUCAGCCGAAGCCGCAAUGCCCUGCUCAACGGGGACACGCGCAACUACGACUGGGACUCGGGCUACACGUGCCACCAACUGGGCUCUGGGGCCAUCGUCAUCCAGCUAGCCCAACCCUACAUGAUAGGCUCCCUCAGGCUGUUACUGUGGGACUGUGACGAGCGCAGCUACAGCUACUACAUUGAGCUGUCCACCAAUCAACAGCAGUGGACGAGGGUGGUGGACCGCACCAAGGUGGCAUGCAGGUCGUGGCAGACUCUCACAUUUGAGAGACAGCCUGCUUCUUUCAUCCGCAUUGUUGGGACUCACAACACGGCCAAUGAGGUGUUCCACUGUGUCCACUUUGAGUGUCCAGCCCAGCUGGAUGCGGAGGUGAAGGAAGGCAGUCCUGGCCAGGGAUCACCUGAUCCCAGCUCUGCUCCUCAGCAGCCCCGCCCACCCAGACCUCCUCGUUCUCAGACACUUUCCCAAUCGCAGCCCUCACCCCACCAAGCCUCCUCCUCCUCUUCGUCUUCCUCACAGUCGCACCACUGAGGCACUCGCCCACAGCAAGCGAGCACUUUAGCCCCGAGUGAAGAAUGAAAACCCUGCCUUUUGCACAGGCCUCCAGGGCUUUAGGGGGCGCUGCCCUGUGCUGCUACGCAAAUUUAUUUAUGACUUAAUGGAUUGAGGUGGCGAUAGUGAAGAUAAUCUGUAGUGUUGAAGGGAAACUUUGGUCCAUGUUGGGCUGCACUCGUUUUCUUCUGAUCGUAUGCAUGAAGGAUUGGAUUUGAUAUGUUGUUAGGCCAUCUACAGUCAUUCAGCAUCAUUUUCCGCUUAUUCAAGUAUCACAUUGUUCUGCUGAAAUGGACUAAAACACUGCCCACUGGCUGCUCCCCAGUCUGAUAAGGCAUCAUCCAAGGCUUUCAUAUAAGCCAUACUGUAGUAAAUGUUUUGACUUGGCCCCUCCCUCUUGCCCCAGGAUGCCAUUUUAAAAAUAAUAUUCCUUUUAGAAGAGCCAGCAAAGCCUUUAACCUGGUAACACAGAUUUACUCCCAGUCAGCAGCACUUUAAACGGAACAUUAAAUAACACAUGCCAUGUCAUCUUUAAAGACGGUGAACAGAAUGUGAGCUGUACUUUGUGCGGUGGGGGGGAAGCAGGCAUUUCAUUCCAGUGGAGCCCGAAGCCUGGUGUUCAGGUAAAAGGGUUUUUCGGCAAUCCAUGGCAUUGUCCGACAGGUGAAGCAAGCAAGAAAGAGUCCGAGUUGGUACCAAUGUUCCACACUACCUAAACCUUCCAGUACAAGUUUUGUGGUGAUGUUUUUUUUUUUUUUUAAAUUAGCAGGCUGUUUUGUGCUCCCUGAGGUCACUUUAUCUGUGCCCGUGAUUUCCGGGAGUCCUCUUUCACUGACGAUUCUACUCACUUCCUUUAAACGGUACAGCUGCUCUACUCGGUUUCCUACCCUUCUCUCUGCUCUGCCUUCAUCCCCAUAAAUUUUUCUUCAGCACUCUUGGGGUAAAGGGCCUGUCAAAUGCUGCAGGGUUCUGCAGGUUGCCAUGGCAUUUAAACUGUAGGAGUGUGAAAGAGCAAAAAGGGCAGCAUGGGAUGAUGAACUUGUUUUUCUUGCGGUAGAUAUCCUUCCAACACUGAAUGCUCUUUAACGAAUGUUAUUUACUUAGCUGUGAUUUAAAAUUAGUAUUAUUGUUACUAUCAGAGAUAACUAUAUUAAUAUGGUGUAGAGUGCAGAGUGCAGUUGGUUUACAUCAGUCCAGGGAAAGCAAGUUCGUGGACAACAGAGCACUGAACUAGACUGAGCACGAACCCACAAAUGGAACUUCUUGGGUCGGGGCUGCGGAUUAACGACGUUUCUUCCCACCGCACCAAUUCCCUGCCCUGCCGCACCCUUCAACUCUACCCCACUGGCUGCCUCUGCUGUCAAACUUGUACACUUUAUUAAAGCAAUGGUUU
Messenger RNA from Scleropages formosus (Asian bonytongue), 3504 nucleotides. RefSeq names its product BTB (POZ) domain containing 9 (gene btbd9). The record is from RefSeq and is a predicted model, not a curated record. Bases 240 to 2090 code for a protein of 616 amino acids. Gene Ontology annotation, molecular function: protein binding. Gene Ontology annotation, cellular component: cytoplasm. Gene Ontology annotation, biological process: modulation of chemical synaptic transmission; adult locomotory behavior; circadian behavior. The transcript is spliced from 11 exons. Lineage: Eukaryota; Metazoa; Chordata; Actinopteri; Osteoglossiformes; Osteoglossidae.